Messenger RNA from Sodiomyces alkalinus F11, 1304 nucleotides. Its product is annotated as inorganic pyrophosphatase. The record is from RefSeq and is a predicted model, not a curated record. Gene Ontology annotation, cellular component: nucleus; cytoplasm. Gene Ontology annotation, molecular function: magnesium ion binding; inorganic diphosphate phosphatase activity. The coding region runs from base 141 to 1040 and encodes 299 amino acids. The transcript is spliced from 4 exons. Gene Ontology annotation, biological process: phosphate-containing compound metabolic process. Lineage: Eukaryota; Fungi; Ascomycota; Sordariomycetes; Glomerellales; Plectosphaerellaceae.
GGCCCUCCAGACCCGCCUCGACUCGAGCUUCGACUACAGCUCCCUCAGCCUGAGGAACAUCGGCAGCCGUAACACCCUGGUAAGUUCUCUUUCUCUUCCCAUAUCCAUACGUACUCCGCCGAGUCCGCCUUGCUAACCACAUGAUCUUUUUCCCGUGCUUGUUCUCCUUUCUCCAGGAAUGGCGCGUCUGGCUCGAGAAAGACGGCCACCCCAUCUCCUUCUGGCACGACGUACCACUAUACCCGGACGCGGCCAACAAGCGCAUCGUCAACUUCGUAGUCGAGAUCCCGCGCUGGGAAGACGGCAAGAUCGAGAUCCGCCGCCAGGAGCCCCUGAACCCCAUCUUCCACGACGAUCGCAACAGCCUCCCGCGCUUCGUCGAGAGCGUCUUCCCCCUCAAGUCGUACCCUUUCCUCUACGGCUCCAUCCCGCAGACGUGGGAGUCGCCGAAUUUCAAUCACGAUUUCACGAACGCCCCCGGCGACAACGACCCCAUCGACCUCUUUGAUGUUGGACAGGAUGUCGGGUAUAUUGGCCAGGUGAAGCAGGUCAAGAUUUUGGGCGCUCUGGCUCCUAAUGAUGGGGGGGAGACGGAUUGGAAGGUGUUGGGGAUUGACGUGAAUGAUCCCAUUGCUCCUCUUGUUGAUGACUUUGAAGAUCUCGAGCUGUAUCGUCCAGGCCUCCUCAAGGCCUACCGCGACUGGUUCACUUACUACAAAGUCGCCCGCGGAGGCGACUUGAUCCCCAUCGUAGGCGAAACGUACCAGAACAGCAGCUACGCGGCCUCGGUGGUGGAGACGGGCCACGCGUACUGGCUCGACCUGGUCAAGGGCGCCGUGGACACUAAUACCAUCAACUACAACCAAACCUCGCGCCCGGACAUCCGAGAGAGCUACGUCUCCCGGUGCGAGGCCACGUUGCGGCUCGGCCUCCCCGCUGCGUCGGACGAGAAGCCGGCCGCGCCCAAGCUGGAGAGGUUUCAGCAGUGGUUUUACCUUGACUCGACGUUGAAGCUUAUUGAGGAGAAUGUCGUGGUGUGAGCUGUGCGUUUGAGGUGCGAUGGGCCUGGGGGGGGUAGGGGGCGCUACCAGGCAAGUUGGGAGGUAAGGUGUAACGUGUUAGCCGGUCUUGGACUCUUGGAAGAAGACAUUGAUCUACCAAGGCUUCAGCAGGUAAUGAAGAAUGUAAUGACUAUGUAAGAACAUUCCAAGCUCGCAUGUUUUCCUCCUAAUUCUCUAUGGUUGUAUGCCAUAGUUACGAGCGCCAGGGGUUCCAAAAUGAAGGUUGAGAACAUGCCCGUCAAA